AUGGGCCAAUGUGCAAGGGUUACAGGAGAUAAACAGAUUGCUAAAACGAUGGAGGCGAAAUGUUAUAUCCAGAGCUGGACUCGGUAUGUGUUGAUUUGUAUUUUAUUUGCUUCAUGGAAAUCAGCAGAUGCAGUGACUCAUUAUUCAAUAGACGAGGAAAUGGAGGAAGGUUCAGUGGUCGCUAAUUUGGCUUCUGAUCUGGGCCUUGACGUUAAGAUGCUUUCGGAACGGAUGAUUCGACUCGAAAUCGUAGCGAACAGGAAAUAUCUGGACGUGAACAAAGAGACCGGGGACCUGUAUAUUGUCGAGAGGAUUGACCGGGAAUAUCUUUGCACGUCAAAAACCUCAACGUGUUUCUUACGAUUGGAAGCCAUUGUAGAAAAUCCGAAACGUAUAUUCUUUAUUGAAGUAGAGAUAAUCGAUAUAAAUGAUAAUACCCCUCAUUUUAGGAGAGACGCUAAUGAAUUGGACAUUUCAGAGGCAACUCAGGCCGGAGAACGAUUCUCUGUCAACAAUGCAGUUGAUCCUGAUGUUGGUUCUAACUCCGUGAAAACAUAUCAUUUGAGCACUAGUGACCAUUUCGACAUCGAAAUUCAAACGGGAAGAGAUGGUGCAAAGUUUGCUGAUCUAAUUCUUCAAAAGGCUCUGGACCGUGAACAGCAGGCCGUUCAUAAUCUAAUUCUCACCGCUGUAGAUGGCGGGACACCGUCGCGCACCGGCACAGCGAGCAUUACGGUGCGGGUGUUAGACACUAAUGACAACGCCCCACAGUUUGACAAAGAGCACUAUACAAUUAAAAUAAUGGAAAACUCUCCAAUAGGAAGCCUCGUGCUUAAACCUAAUGCAACAGACUUAGAUGAUGGAUCUAAUGCAGAAAUAGAAUACAUGUAUAGUUUAUAUACUUCAGAAAUGACCCAAAACACAUUCAAUGUCAACCCUCGCACGGGAGAGAUAACAGUGAAAGGAGUACUGAACUACGAGGAUUUUAAGCUUUAUGACAUGGAAGUGAUAGCAACGGAUAAAGGUGUGCCGGCCUUAUCCGGGCAAUGCAAAGUAACGGUAGUCGUGGAGGACAUGAAUGACAACCAUCCUGGGAUUUCAAUCAAGUCCUUUCAAAGUCCCGUCAAGGAAAACAUAGAAGUAGACACUGUCAUAGCUGUGGUGAGCGUUAGUGAUAAAGACUCAGGGGAUAAUGGAGUCGUUGACAUCCGGAUUCCUGAAAAUAUGCCUUUCAAAUUAAGGGAAUCUUCUGGUAAUUAUUUUGAGCUUGUUGUUUCAGAACCUUUAGACCGAGAGAAGGUUCCAGAAUAUGACAUCACGUUCACAGUUACAGACAGAGGUUCUCCUCCACUAUCUGAUAAUGAAACCAUGACUUUAGAGCUACUGGAUGUUAAUGAUAAUGUCCCCCAGUUCCCUCAGUCUUUCUAUACUAUUCGUGUGAUGGAGAAUAAUGCUCCUGGAGCCUUGCUAGAUUCUCUCACUGCGUACGACCCAGACCUCCAUGAAAACCAGUAUCUAGUGUAUUUCAUCAUAGAGAGGGAGAUAGCAAACACCUCCAUGUCCAUGCUGUUCUCCAUUAGCCCAGAGAAUGGGAAACUAUAUGCUCUGAAGACGUUUGACCAUGAGAUUGAGAAGGAGUUUAUUUUCCACAUUGAGGCCAGAGACUCUGGUGUUCCUCCACUCAGCAGUAAUGUGACAGUCCACAUCAUUAUUGUGGACCAGAAUGACAACACUCCAGUCAUCGUGUCCCCAUGGCGCGCUCACGGCUCAGUGGUGGAGGAGAAGAUCCCCAGAUCCACCGACAAAGGCUCUCUGGUUUCCAAGGUGAUUGCUAUCGACGGCGACUCUGUGUUGAACUCAAGGAUUACCUACCAGUUUCUACAGGUGACGGACGCCACCUUGUUCAGUCUGGACCAGUACAACGGAGAGAUCCGGACCAUGAGAAUGUUCAGUUACAGAGACCCCCGUCUCCAACGGCUUGUUGUGGUUGCCAAGGACAACGGAGAGCCUGCUCUCUCUGCUACCGUUACCAUCAAGCUGUCCACAGUGGAGACCGCGGUCAAGGCCUACUCAGACAUGACCGAAGUGCCCCUAGAGUACGACAUCUUUUCAGACUUAAAUCUGUAUCUGGUCAUCGGCCUGGGCUCGGUGUCCUUCCUCUUGUUGAUCACCAUAUUGGUCACCAUCGUUCUCAAGUGUCAGAAACCCAAGUCCAGCAAAGCUGCUCCUCCCUGCAGGAACAGUGUGGUCAGUGAGAGGAACUCUUUUGCAGAUUCCACUCUGGUGUCCAACGAUGCCUACUGGUACAGCAUGUUUCUAGCGGAGACCAGGAAAGGGAAGCUGGUGGUUAGACAGCCAGCGCCAAAGGGCUCCAGGUACAUAGUGUCCAGUUUACCACGGAGCACUGGCCUCACAGAGACGAGCGGCUCAGCACCCUCCACGCUGCAGGUGAGGACUGCGGCAAACGAUUCAUGUGUUCACCUGGUGAAUUCUAAUGCAUACGUUGGCUCCUUAUAUAAUUUAAUGCUAUCCAUUUAAUCUUUGAAGUUCAUCUGUUUACUCUCCACUCUGCAGGUGAGACUCCUCCUAAUUUCUUAUGUAGUCUCAGUUCUUUAGAACAUCUGAUGAACGUUGGUUUGGUGGAUCAACCAGGUAGUGUGUUUAUAUGUAAGCAGCUUUGAUUCCACCCUGUGGUCUUUGCUACAUUUAGUAACUCCUUACCUCGAUUGCUGUGUACACACUUGCCUUGUCCGUAAGAAAACGUGACCAAAGCGAUGUAUAUUUUUUAGCAGUCAUUUUCCAAAUAUAUUUCAUCCAAAGGGAAUUGCAAGGCUGAUUACUAUCAUAGCAGACAAUCAUCAGAUCAACUACACAGCAUGUAUUCACAACCCGGUAUCUAAAAAAACAAAAGGGCAGACUAUCUAUAGGAAUCAGAUCACAAGGUUAGGUGGAUUGUUGAGGUAGACAGUUCCGUAGUUGUCAGUGUAUUGCGUAUAGAUUCUCAAUUCUACACAAGCGCUAUCAUAAAGAACAUUGGACGAGGUGAUCCAGGGAGAGAUGGGUGUUAAGAUGUUUUUUUUUAAGAAAAAGGUCUGCAUUGUGAAUCGGUCCCCUGAAGUGACGGAGGUUAAGUGCUGGCCUGCACCUAUGUGAUCCUCUGAAGGUAGUGACUGAAUAGUGGUUGGAGGUUGGUUGCAGAUUAUAUUACCAACCCUAUGGAUUUUAGCUUGUCACAGGUGGCUACAGGGAUCCAGGGGAGAGACAUGUAGAGGGCUGUGAAGUGCCGAGGUUAGUUUAACCAUAAGUUCAGUGCUGCUUUCUGAAGGGUGUGAUGUGGAGAAUCACUCGCUGGUAGUGACCCAUGACCCAAGCAGAGCCUGGAACAAAGGUUGAGUGUUUCACCUUGAAAAUGGAUUUAUUAUGUAAGCAUGUUAUUUUUGAAAACGCACGCAGGUCCCUAAGCCUUCCAUUAAAAAAAAACAACAGCAUUCCUCUA
Gadus macrocephalus (Pacific cod) is the source of this 3496-nucleotide messenger RNA. Its product is annotated as protocadherin alpha-C2-like. Gene Ontology annotation, molecular function: calcium ion binding. Gene Ontology annotation, cellular component: plasma membrane. The transcript has a single exon. Lineage: Eukaryota; Metazoa; Chordata; Actinopteri; Gadiformes; Gadidae. The coding region runs from base 1 to 2538 and encodes 845 amino acids. The record is from RefSeq and is a predicted model, not a curated record. Gene Ontology annotation, biological process: homophilic cell-cell adhesion.